AUGAAAUCUGGAAAAAAUGUUAACAGUAAAUUAUCACUUCAGCGAUGCAUUAUUGAAGAAAACACACAAAAAAGAGGGCGAUAUCGGAAUCGAACCAAUUACCUAUUGAUCUGCAGUCAAUUGCUCUACCAGUGAGCUAAUCACCCUUGAUUAAGACUUUACCUCAAAACUCAUAUUUAUACAAUACUAGCAGGUAUUUUCUGAUAA
Molecule: messenger RNA, 207 nt
Organism: Blepharisma stoltei
Lineage: Eukaryota; Ciliophora; Heterotrichea; Heterotrichida; Blepharismidae
Source: the annotation of a GenBank genome assembly